GCACAAAAAAACCAACUUCUCUCUAGUUCAACCAAGGCAAAUAGGACACCUUUCAUUUUGCUAGUGCCAACCAGUGUAGGCAUAAGCCACCAAGGAACGUGGGUCACGCGUGGGCAGGCAAAAGAGGUAGCCAUCAAGGCGCGUGGAUCAUACUUGGGCAUGUACAAGAGGCAACCCCCAAGGCAUUGCCGACCGCCAAGCACUCUGCUUGCCAAGAGGCACUCUGCUAAGGGUCCUCCUAGUUGCCCACUUCCAUUGGAUUAG
Messenger RNA from Ilex paraguariensis (yerba mate), 264 nucleotides. NCBI's taxonomy places the organism in Eukaryota, Viridiplantae, Streptophyta, Magnoliopsida, Aquifoliales, Aquifoliaceae. The record is from the annotation of a GenBank genome assembly.